ACAAAUGCGACUUUUUCCUUAGCAGCUUGGGUAGCUGGAGCCCAACCGACCAUGGCUUGGAGAGGUUGCUCGAGGCUACAGCUCCAGCUGCGAAGGUGCCUUGGGGACCGGCAGGCAUGGGGACGCAGAGGGAUUGUCUCCUGCAUUGAUCCUUCAGUGGGUUUGACAGAAGAACAGAAGGAAUUCCAAAAAGUUGCCUUUGACUUUGCUGCUAAGGAGAUGGCCCCCUACAUGGCAGAAUGGGAUGAAAAGGAAAUAUUCCCAGUGGAAACUAUGAGGAAAGCAUCCCAGUUGGGGUUUGGAGGGAUCUAUGUGCAGCCAGAUGUGGGGGGCUCGGGGUUGUCCCGACUGGACACGUCUAUCAUCUUUGAGGCCCUCUCGACAGGAUGUGUCAGUACUACGGCCUAUAUGAGCAUCCAGAACAUGUGCGCUUGGAUGAUUGACACCUUUGGGAGCCAAGAACAGAGACACAAAUACUGCCCCUCGCUUUGCAGCAUGGAGAAGCUGGCUUCUUACUGCCUGACCGAGCCAGGAAGUGGGAGCGAUGCUGCUUCUUUGCUAACUACGGCCAAGAGGAAAGGCGACGCUUAUGUCCUGAAUGGGUCCAAGGCUUUCAUCAGCGGCGGAGGCGACGCAGACGUGUAUGUGGUCAUGUGCCGUACGGGAGGGUCAGGUCCCAAAGGCAUCUCCUGCAUGGUGGUGGAGAAAGGAACCCCAGGGCUGAGUUUUGGGAAGAAGGAAAAGAAGAUGGGCUGGUGCUCCCAGCCAACCCGGGCCGUGAUCUUUGAGGACUGUGCUGUUCCGGUGGCCAACCGAGUGGGAGAGGAAGGUCAGGGCUUCAACAUUGCCAUGAAGGGUCUGAAUGGAGGGAGAAUUAACAUUGCUUCCUGUUCGCUGGGCGCUGCCCAUGCCUGCAUCCUCUUGGCUCGGGAUCACCUCAAGGUCCGCAAGCAGUUUGGGGAAAUCCUAGCAAGCAGUCAGUAUCUCCAAUUCCGGCUGGCUGAGAUGGCCACACGCCUGGUGGCGUCACGGCUGAUGGUGCGGAACGCGGCUCGGGCACUGCAAGAGAACCGGGAGGAUGCCGUGGCUCUGUGCUCCAUGGCCAAGCUCUUUGCCACAGAUGAGUGCUUUGCGAUCUGCAACCAAGCCCUGCAGAUGCACGGAGGCUACGGGUACUUGAAGGACUAUACAGUGCAGCAGUUUGUGCGAGAUAUCAGAGUGCACCAGAUUUUGGAAGGUACCAACGAAGUGAUGCGGAUGAUUAUAGCCAGAAGUCUGUUACAGGCGUAGAGUCGGGAGCCGGUCUCUUCACCAACUCUUCACUCCAACAACUACGGAGCUGUCUGUUGCUUUGACAGUCAUUGCUUGUUACCAGCACACUGUCUCUGUACUAAGCAGUGCCAUGCAGCAUUGCUGCAACUACAGGGGGAAGACAAACACCCCCAAGGUCUAAAUAGAGCCUUUUGUCCUUGACUCAGAACCAUCUGCCAAUACCUCACAUAAGGAAAGAUUGCUGGCUGGAAUCGGUUAGUCUGUAUUCUUGCUGGUUCAGCCGUCUCAGUUUCCCAGCCUGCUCUUCCACCAGUGAUGGUAUGGCCUGCUAAUUGAAUUGAACAUUAGGACAGAUCCCUGUGGAUUCUGUGCACAUCGGAGAGUGGCAAUAUCUUCCUGUUAAAUCCACAUUUCCUGGAAACGGCACUUCCUCCAAUGCAGGGGGUAUAAAACCACAGAUGCCUCUGGAAGGUCUGCCUCUUUAUCCAGAAAGAGCUCCUUUUUUUUAGGUCAAACGACAGGGAAAAGAGGCAGAUUUCAUUUGCUGGCUGUCCGUCCUCCCUCUGCACCAUCCCCAAUAAAACCACUGAUCUUUCCCACCAUCCAACGGUGUGCUUAUUCUUCUUACCUGCGGUGCCCGUGGAUCACACUGAAGGACUGGAAACGGGUCCCGUGGUGGCCCGCAGACCUGCAGCAUGACCCUCUUCUAAGGAUCUAGCAAGGAAAUUAAUCCAAGCGCAGAUUGGGGGUUUUUUUUCAAUGUCUGAAUCAAUAAAAGCUGAUUUUCUUUC
This is a messenger RNA of Sphaerodactylus townsendi, 2063 nucleotides long. RefSeq names its product acyl-CoA dehydrogenase family member 8 (gene ACAD8). The coding region runs from base 52 to 1290 and encodes 412 amino acids. The transcript is spliced from 11 exons. NCBI's taxonomy places the organism in Eukaryota, Metazoa, Chordata, Lepidosauria, Squamata, Sphaerodactylidae. Gene Ontology annotation, molecular function: flavin adenine dinucleotide binding; acyl-CoA dehydrogenase activity. The record is from RefSeq and is a predicted model, not a curated record. Gene Ontology annotation, biological process: lipid metabolic process.